CCGGAGGGGGCGGGGCCAUCGGUUAUAAGAGGAAGCGCCUCACAGGGCAGGAACCUCACGAGUGGACGUGGCCAAAAGUCGGCUCGACUUGGGGAGUUGGUGGGCAUGACCAAGGUGGGCUACUAGAAAGGGCGUGGUCAACAUGAGGCUUUCUCGGGGUUUGGGUUAAGGAAAGCAGGGCCCUGUCACCUCACUUGGGGUGUGGCCAGGUAAACGUCGAUCAAGGACUUACGACGGGGGCGUGACCAGAUGAAAGAACCCAUCCCAAAGCUGUCCUAUCAAUGAAGACUGAGCCAAGGCAAGGGGCGCGGUCAGAGGGACAGGUGGGGCAGGACCAGGUUGCAGGUGUAGGUGUCCGCGCUCAGGUGAUCGGAGGUGCUGGACUGGACGUGGAUUUCACACUCGAGAGCCCUCAGGGCGUGCUGCUGGUCAGCGAGUCCCGCAAGGCAGAUGGGGUACACACGGUGGAGCCCACGGAGGCUGGGGACUACAAGCUGUGCUUUGACAACUCCUUCAGCACAAUUUCUGAGAAGCUGGUGUUCUUCGAACUCAUCUUUGACAGCCUGCAGGAUGACGAGGAGGUCGAGGGCUGGGCGGAGGCUGUGGAACCUGAGGAGAUGCUGGAUGUCAAGAUGGAGGACAUCAAGGAGUCCAUCGAAACCAUGAAGACCCGGUUGGAGCGUAGCAUCCAGAUGCUGACACUCCUGCGGGCCUUUGAGGCACGUGACCGCAACCUGCAGGAGGGCAACCUGGAGCGGGUCAACUUCUGGUCCGCGGUGAACGUGGCCGUGCUGCUGCUGGUGGCCGUGCUCCAGGUCUGCACGCUCAAGCGCUUCUUCCAGGACAAGCGCCCUGUGCCCACGUAGCCCCAGAAGAAAGAACAGGGAAAGGAGGGGCAGCAGGGCACAUGUGUGUGAGAUCUGGGGUCCGUUCCCCCAACUGCUUCCUAUGGGAGGGAAGGCCACGCAGUCACAGCCCGAGGUGUGGCCCUCGUGUGUCUCUUCCCUGCCAGGAGCCAGGCGAGAAACCCUUGUUGGCUUGGCUGACAGGCCUGGGCCCUCCAGGAGGGACAGCUCAGUGGCUGCACCUGCUUUCCUGGGAAUUAUGCAUGGAGGGGAUGGCACUGCAGCAUUUGAACGCGACCCUUGGAUCUUCUGGCCCCUUUCUGUGUCCCCUCCGGUAAUGCGUGUGCCUUAGCCCGAGGCCCAGCCUGCACUGGCACAGCUCGGUAUGGGAUGGGGGCCAGGAAGCAAGCUCGCCCUUCCCUUCCCUCCUGGCCUUCUGAGGCAGGAGAUGGCGGGAGGGGGCUUGCUGCUUGUGGGACCCCACACAUUCCUGUCUCCCUGUCGCCCCACCAGAGGCCUGUUGCUGCUGCUGGGGGCGGCUCCUGGGCGGGGGCCGGCCUGCUGAUGCCAGGGGCCGGGAAGGAGACACAGCUACAGUGUUCUUGCCAGGAGAGUCACUUUAUUGAGAGGAAGGAGCCCAGCCCCUCAGCCCAGCGCCAGGUGGGCUUGCUGUGGGGUCUCGUACCAGAACUCCAGGAGUGGGGGGGCUUCAUGGCCACCCGCCCCUCCUGCUCUCUCUGCAGAGGCCCCGGGCAGGGCUGAGGGGUGGCCCAGGCAAAGCUUUUGCACAGGAGCUUCACGGAACAAAGAGCGGUCUGGCCUGGGCACUGGAGUCAAUAAAUUAUGGUCAGAAAA
Lutra lutra (Eurasian river otter) is the source of this 1700-nucleotide messenger RNA. It is a transcript of the gene TMED1, whose product is annotated as transmembrane p24 trafficking protein 1. Gene Ontology annotation, cellular component: COPII-coated ER to Golgi transport vesicle; endoplasmic reticulum-Golgi intermediate compartment; Golgi apparatus. Bases 282 to 866 code for a protein of 194 amino acids. NCBI's taxonomy places the organism in Eukaryota, Metazoa, Chordata, Mammalia, Carnivora, Mustelidae. Gene Ontology annotation, biological process: Golgi organization; intracellular protein transport; endoplasmic reticulum to Golgi vesicle-mediated transport. The record is from RefSeq and is a predicted model, not a curated record. The transcript has 4 exons.